UUAUGCAUAAGGAGUACUUUUACUUUUGGUACUUAAAGUAUAUUUUGAUACCAAUGCUUUUGUGCUUUUACUUGUUACACAGUAUUUUUACCCCGUAGUAUUUCUACUUUUACUUUAGUAGAAUAUCUGAGUACUUCUUUCACCACUGCUACCAUGAGUGUGGAGCUGUGUGCUACAAAAGCCUGCAUUUAAAACAAAUAUUUUACAGCUGAAGACUGUUUUCAAAUGUAUAGCAGGUUGUAAGCGAGGCUCCGUUUGUGAAUGAGGAAACAGUUCAGAGUGUCAGCGCUGCUCCUCCUGCUGGAAUGAGUCAGAGUUUGAUAAGCCCUCCCUCUUCUUCCUGCUCUCAGACACAGCCAGCUCCACUCUGUAUUUCCUGGCUCCUCCCCUUUAGAUCCACACUGAGGGGGAUGAGUGUAACCAACAUGUGGGUAAAGUACAAGAGCUGAUAGGCCACAUUCACUGCACACACCCAUGCUGUUCAGAUCACAGCUCACAUAGUUUCAGGUUUCAGGAAGUGAAACUCAGACACUCGCUGCCACUGAGAGGGGAAAUGGCGCAGAAAGGAGUUCAGCUGGACCGGGAAACCUUCUCUUGUUCGAUCUGUCUGGAUCUACUGAAGGAUCCGGUGACGACAACCUGUGGACACAGCUACUGCAUGAAGUGUAUUAAAGGCUUCUGGGACGGAGAGGAUGAGAAGAAGAUCCACAGCUGCCCUCAGUGUAGGCAGAGCUUCACACCGAGGCCUGUCCUGCUGAAAAACACCAUGUUAGCAGCUUUAGUGGAGGAGCUGAAGAAGACUGGACUCCAAACUGCUCCUGCUGAUCACUGCUAUGCUGGAGCUGAAGAUGUGGCCUGUGAUGUCUGCACUGGGAGAAAACUGAGAGCCUGUAAGUCCUGCCUCGUGUGUCUGGCCUCUUAUUGUGACAAACACCUCCAGUGUCAUAAUGAAUUUAAUAAUGUCUUGAAAAAACACAAGCUGGUGGAGCCCUCCAAGAAGCUCCAGGAGAACAUCUGCUCUCGUCACGAUGAGGUGAUGAAGAUGUUCUGCCGCACUGAUCAGCAGUGUAUCUGUUAUCUCUGCUCUGUGGACGAACACAAAGGCCACGACACAGUGUCUGCUGCUGCAGAAAGGACUGAGAGGCAGAGAGAGCUGGAGGGGAGUCGACUAAACAUCCAGCAGAGAAUCCAGGACAGAGAGAAGGAGGUGAAGCUGCUUCAGCAGGAGGUGGAGGCCGUCAAUGGCUCUGCUGAUAAAGCAGUGGAGGACAGUGAGAAGAUGUUCACUGAGCUGAUCCGUCUCAUGGAGAAAAGAAGCUCUGAUGUGAAGCAGCAGGUCAGAUCCCAGCAGAAGAGUGAAGUGAGUCGAGUCAGAGAGCUUCAGGAGAAGCUGGAGCAGGAGAUGGCUGAGCUGAAGAGGAGAGACGCUGAGCUGAAGCUGCUGUCUCACACAGAGGAUCACAACCAGUUUCUGCUCAGCUACCCCUCACUGUCAGCCCUCAGUGAACCUACACACUCAUCCAGCAUCAACAUCCGUCCUCUGAGCUACUUUGAGGACGUGACGGCGGCCCUGUCAGCAGUCAGAGACAAACUACAGGACGUCCUGAGAGAGGAAUGGACAAACGUCUCACCGACUGAAGUGGAUGUUUUACUGUCAGCAGCAGAGCCCACCACCAGAGCUGGGUUCUUCAAAUAUUCACAGGAGAUCACUCUGGAUCCAAACACAGCAAAUACAUGGCUGUUAUUAUCUGAGGGGAGCAGAAAAGCAACAUACAUGAAACAACAUCAGUCUUAUUCUAGUCACCCAGACAGAUUCAUUUAUUAUGUUCAGGUCCUGAGUAGAGAGAGUCUGACUGGACGCUGUUUCUGGGAGGUGGAGCGGAGAGGGGGAGGAGUUUCUGUAGCAGUCGCAUACAAGAAUAUCAGGAGAGCAGGGAGUGAAAGUGGAUUUGGACUCAAUGACAAAUCUUGGUCCUUAGAGUGUAAACAAAACAGUUAUUCAUUUCGUUACAACAAUAUCAACACUCCCGUCUCAGGUCCUCAGUCCUCCAGAGUAGGAGUGUACCUGGAUCACAGAGCAGGUAUUCUGUCCUUCUACAGCAUCUCUGAAACCAUGACUCUCCUCCACAGAGUCCAGACCACAUUCACUCAGCCGCUACAUGCUGGAGUUUGGCCUUAUCAUGAUGGAGACACAGCUGAGUUUUGUAAACUGAAAAUGGCGCAGAAAGGAGUUCAGCUGGACCGGGAAACCUUCUCUUGUUCGAUCUGUCUGGAUCUACUGAAGGAUCCGGUGACGACUACCUGUGGACACAGCUACUGCAUGAAGUGUAUUAAAGCCCACUGGGAUGGAGAGGAUGAGAAGAAGAUCCACAGCUGCCCUCAGUGUAGGCAGAGCUUCACACCGAGGCCUGUCCUGCUGAAAAACACCAUGUUAGCAGCUUUAGUGGAGGAGCUGAAGAAGACUGGACUCCAAGCUGCUCCUGCUGAUCACUGCUAUGCUGGAGCUGAAGAUGUGGCCUGUGAUUUCUGCACUGGGAGAAAACUUAGAGCCUGUAAGUCCUGCCUCGUGUGUCUGGCCUCUUAUUGUGACAAACACCUCCAGCCUCAUUAUGACGCAGCUACGUUUAAAAAACACAAGCUGGUGGAGCCCUCCAAGAAGCUCCAGGAGAACAUCUGCUCUCGUCAUGACGAGGUGAUGAAGAUGUUCUGCCGCACUGAUCAGCAGUGUAUCUGUUAUCUCUGCUCUGUGGACGAACACAAAGGCCACGACACAGUGUCAGCUGCAGCAGAGAGGACUGAGAGGCAGAGAGAGCUGGAGGGGAGUCGACUAAACAUCCAGCAGAGAAUCCAGGACAGAGAGAAGGAGGUGAAGCUGCUUCAGCAGGAGGUGGAGGCCGUCAAUGGCUCUGCUGAUAAAGCAGUGGAGGACAGUGAGAAGAUGUUCACUGAGCUGAUCCGUCUCAUGGAGAAAAGAAGCUCUGAUGUGAAGCAGCAGGUCAGAUCCCAGCAGAAGAGUGAAGUGAGUCAAGUCAAAGAGCUUCAGGAGAAGCUGGAGCAGGAGAUGGCUGAGCUGAAGAGGAGAGACGCUGAGCUGAAGCUGCUGUCUCACACAGAGGAUCACAACCAGUUUCUGCACAGCUACCCCUCACUGUCAGCCCUCAGUGAACCUACACACUCAUCCAGCAUCAACAUCCGUCCUCUGAGCUACUUUGAGGACGUGACGGCGGCCCUGUCAGCAGUCAGAGACAAACUACAGGACGUCCUGAGAGAGGAAUGGACAAACGUCUCACCGACUGAAGUGGAUGUUUUACUGUCAGCAGCAGAGCCCACCACCAGAGCUGGGUUCUUAAAAUAUUCACAGGAGAUCACUCUGGAUCCAAACACAGCAUACACAUAUCUGUUAUUAUCUGAGGGGAGCAGAAAAGCAACAUACAUGGGACAACAUCAGUCUUAUUCUAGUCACCCAGACAGAUUCAUUCAUUAUGUUCAGGUCCUGAGUAGAGAGAGUCUGACUGGACGUUGUUACUGGGAGGUGGAGUGGAGAGGGAGAGAAGUUCGUGUUGCAGUCGCAUACAAGAAUAUCAGCAGAGCAGGGUGGGGGGAUGAAUGUGGAUUUGGACUCAAUGACAAAUCUUGGUCCUUAGAGUGUCAACAAAACAGUUAUUCAUUUCGUUACAACAGUAUCAACACUCCCGUCUCAGGUCCUCUGUGCUCCAGAGUAGGAGUGUACCUGGAUCACAGAGCAGGUAUUCUGUCCUUCUACAGCAUCUCUGAAACCAUGACUCUCCUCCACAGAGUCCAGACCACAUUCACUCAGCCGCUACAUGCUGGUGUUUGGCUUUAUGAUGGAGCCACAGCUGAGUUUUGUAAACUGAAAUAGCCUGAAGUCAUUUGAGGAACUCUUCUACUUCUUAAACUCAUUGUGUGUCCA
Messenger RNA from Trematomus bernacchii (emerald rockcod), 3931 nucleotides. RefSeq lists its product as uncharacterized. Lineage: Eukaryota; Metazoa; Chordata; Actinopteri; Perciformes; Nototheniidae. The transcript is spliced from 2 exons. Gene Ontology annotation, molecular function: zinc ion binding; protein binding. The coding region runs from base 554 to 3880 and encodes 1108 amino acids. The record is from RefSeq and is a predicted model, not a curated record.